AUGGGAACUUCGUUCGAAGUUCACACUCUGGAGCAGCGCGGCGAAGUUUUGCACACACAUCAAUAUUUGAUGAAUUGCAAAUUUUCACGUUUCGGCGUGGUAGACAAGCGAUUCUGUGUGGAGGGUGGCUCCAGGUGCGGCCGAGGCGAGGGCCUGUUCGUGUUCGCCACGGAAGGUGGGCGGGAGCUCACCGACCUCCUCAACGCUUACAGUCACGAGGCACAGUCCCGCCUCAGCAUCGCUUCAAGGAGUGGUUCAGUUUUGGAGAAACGGUUCUCGGACACCAGCUCGUGUGCGGACGACUGCUUCCACUCGUCCAUGCGGUCCGUGUCGCCUGCGUGGAACGGCCCCACCAGUCAGACCAUGCACUGUCUCUCGGACCUCGACUCCAGCAUCGACAGCAACGGAGAGGAGAAGUUCCGCAGGCCAACUUCGUUACCACGUUGCUCUUUCAGCUGCAUGGGGAAGAUGAGCCAGCUUACUAGAUCAUCAACAAUGGGCACGCCCGGAUCAAUAAUGUCCCCGGUUUGGACAAUGGAGAACAUAAUGGAGAAACGAUCCGAUUCCGAUAGAGCGUCGAUUUAUUCUCGAUCGAGUGGCAGCGCGUCCGAGUAUUCGGUGCCGAGGGGCGCGUGCCUUUUGGACAAGAGCUUUGAAUCGAAGCGCGGCAGCCCUGUUGCGUGCUGCACGCCAACCGUGCCAGUGAAAACUGGCAACACCUGCCAGUGUUGGCAGCAACCGAAGACGUGCAGCUGUAGGAAGAAGCAGUUUAACGGACCCUACGAGAAUUACGACGUGCCAAAGACACCGAUGCCUUUAAUUCAGGAACAUCCAGUAGAUGUACAUUCAGACCCUGCCAGCCUGUACGAUACACCAAAGAAAUUGAAAUGUCUAAUGAACGGCAGCGCCUGCAACUGUUCGCACAAGAACGAAAACAAAACCGAAGAGAACAGACAAACCAUAGACACAGAGAGAACAUGUGAUACUAGCCUUAACGAGGAAACAGUCGACACCCAGUCCAACUACGUCAACGUCGCUCCAGUCAAAGCCGAGCCAGCUGUAGACUGCGGGAAUUACGCGAAUAUAGACCUUAAUGCUACACUGGAGAAGUUCGAGAGUUCGCUGCAGAUCCUCAGGAGCGCCGGGUUCAGCCAGGAGGAGUUGGACGCGCUGGAGGACAUCCCGGAGCACGACGACGACAUCUCCACGGCUACAGCCAACACGGCCGUUCAUCACAACAACUGCUGCAACGAUCACUCCAGCUACAUGCACAUGGAGCCCCUCGAUAGUAGUUCCAGCACCAACAGGAACUUCUCCGACAACAUUAGCAGGAUCAGCCACGUGUCAGAUCCGACACAGCAUUCCGACACAGACAACACCAUUAGCACGAGGAGGUCCAGUUCCGCGGACUUCACCAAGCGGCAGGACGAAGACUACGGCAUCAACGCGCGUAUUUGCUUCACUCCCACAGUUCUCAGGAAGUCGAACAAAACUGAACGCAUCAACGAAGGUAUACCCCUAGUCACCCAAAAGGAAUCAGAGAAGGAAAAAGUCUUCAAGACCCCUGAACCAAAAAGCGAAAAUAUUCUCGUCGCACGGUUCAGAGACGCCGUAAAAAUCAGAAGAUCCUCGAGCGUCCCCAGCAAGUCCGACAAAAACAGAGAUUCGUCCAGCUCUAACGACUCCGGUGUCUCGACUGGGUCCUUGAAGCACCACAAAGGGGACUUCAACGAGUUGGAGAACGCCAUUACAAACUCCAAGUCCUACAAGAAACAUCUCAAAAGCAAUAAGCAAUUCAGGAGUACCCUCACGCCGGUGCACACGCCGUUCAUAAGAUCCAACUCCUCGGACCCCCUGAAGCACUUGACAUUUCAGUUCGAGGAAGUCGCCACGUUGGCUAAGUCCAAUUCAUUUGACGUGGACACUCUGACGCGACGGAAGAAAAAAUGCGGUGAGCUGGAGGGCGAUAGCAGCACAGCGCGACACAGCCAGCUGACCAACAAGAGCACGUCGAGUGGCGGCUCGGACACGUCGGACUACAUGGAGUCGCUGUCCGUGUCGUCGCUGAGCUCGUGCGAGGCGGGCCGCCACGCCGCGCGCCCGCGCUCCGGCCGCGAGUACGCCAGCGUGGACCGCGCGCUGCUGUAG
Molecule: messenger RNA, 2148 nt
Organism: Parnassius apollo (apollo)
Lineage: Eukaryota; Metazoa; Arthropoda; Insecta; Lepidoptera; Papilionidae
Source: the annotation of a GenBank genome assembly